CUCAUUUUCCACGGGCUCUUAUUAAACUGAGAAGAGGAAGGAAGGGAAGAGAGCGAAGAAAGAGAAAUGUAUUCACCGAAAUCGUCUGCCUCCCACUACACAGAGAGAGGAUGCUUCAGAAAUUCCCAAGUGCUCCCAUGGACUGUGGCUGGGGCCUCCAUCCUGUUUCUCAGUGUCUGUUUCAUUACCAGAUGUGUUGUAACGUAUCGCAGCAGUCAAAUUGACGAGCAGAAAAAGCUGCUGGCCCAUGAAACUGUCAAGGAGCUCUCCUGCUACGGGGUCACGUCAGGUUCUGUCAGGAGCUGCUGUCCUUUGAACUGGAAACGUUUUCAGUCCAGUUGUUACUUUUUCUCUACGACCACCCUGACCUGGCAGUCAAGUUUAAAGAAUUGCUCAGAAAUGGGCGCUCACCUGGUGGUUAUCAACACUCCGGAAGAGCAGGAAUUCCUUUUUAAGACAAAACCCAAGAGGAAAGAGUUUUAUAUUGGACUGACAGACCAAGUGGUUGAGGGUCAGUGGCAGUGGGUGGACGACACUCCUUUCACUGAGUCCCUGAGCUUCUGGGAUGCUGGGGAGCCUAACAAUAUAGUUUAUGUGGAGGACUGUGUCACCAUAAGGGACUCUGGAAAUCCCAGGAAGAAUUGGAAUGAUAUACCGUGUUUUUACAAUAUGCCUUGGAUUUGUGAAAUGCCAGAAAUAAAUCCUUUGGACUAAAUGCAAAUGAACACAGAAGACAUGACCUGAAUGCAUAAGGAGGAACAAGAGUGUAGCAACACCCAAAAUCUAAAAUCCAGCAUGAGAAAACAUCUAUUAUAGAUUAUAAGAACCACAUAUGUAUGUGUUACUCUAAUAUAAGUAAAAGUGAGGGUUUUUUUUUGUUCCCAUUGUUAAAAUCCGUGGUACUGACUUAUGUUUUCAACAUAACCUGCAAGUACGGUUUUCAGAACAUGCGGAGUAAUCCACUCAUAAAUGCAGUGAGAGGAAAUGGACUUUCUUGUUGACAUAUGGUUUACUUAUGAGAAUUGAAAUGAAAUACAGGCACAGAGAGAGCACACAGUCCAGUGAAGAAGAGGUUUAUAGAAUGAGACUUUGGAUGACCACCAGAUCGUCCUCUGCUUCCUACUCCCUAGGAUCUGGCUUAUCUUCUCAUGCUGUUAAUGCACAGAUCGCAUCCAUGUUCUCCAACAACAAGGAAAACACAUCUUUAAGUAUUGAAACUUAAAAUGUACUGCUGCUCAGGAGAAUACCAUGGCUGUCAGCACAUCUCUAGAGAGAGAGGCCCAACCAGCUCCAAACAGACUGUGGUCUAGUCUACUCUUCCCUGGACCCCCAUUUUCUCUGUGUUCUCUUCUAUCAACUGGAUCUCUCCUGUAUUUGUGUCUACUGCCCAAGUAGAACCAGAUUUUAAAGUGAAACUGUCCUUCAA
Molecule: messenger RNA, 1426 nt
Organism: Microtus oregoni (creeping vole)
Lineage: Eukaryota; Metazoa; Chordata; Mammalia; Rodentia; Cricetidae
Gene: Clec4e
Product: C-type lectin domain family 4 member E
Exons: 6
Coding region: 67-714 (215 amino acids)
Source: RefSeq, a predicted model, not a curated record